Molecule: messenger RNA, 631 nt
Organism: Trematosphaeria pertusa
Lineage: Eukaryota; Fungi; Ascomycota; Dothideomycetes; Pleosporales; Trematosphaeriaceae
Exons: 1
Coding region: 130-471 (113 amino acids)
Source: RefSeq, a predicted model, not a curated record
CCCCUUGUCUUCUAUUGUAUUCCAACUCGAAGAGUAAUCUCUUGCCAUGAAGGGUGCCUCAUUGCUGAUCUGUGAACCCCGCCAAGGUCUCUACCCUCUGUCACUAUGCCCUUUUGCUUGUGAGGCGCCAUGACCGCGCCUGCCUUCAACCUCCACCACACACAGGACUGUACCACGCAAUGGCUAAUAUCCCCAAUAUAUGCGGGCUGCCUACCUGCAAUAGCCAUGUUCGAGCCUUCUCGGUCACCGGCUUCGCCAUCCCGCCGUGCGACUUCGACUCUUCCCUCAGCAACUACGGCUACUGUUGCCCCGCCCAUCUCUUCGAGCAUGCCCGUAUCCUGCAGGACCUCCACCGGGGCACGGUUCUCCUCGAUCGCUUCAUCAAUAAAAUCUUCCUGGUUGACCGGGGCUCGUCGUUCGACAAGGAGGUCUUGUAUGGUCGGCGGGCAGCCGAGGGAGCAAUCGACGUAAUCUGGGGGGAUUAUAUACGUGGAAGUCCCCCGCUGUUCAAAAACGACAUAUCUCAGGAGGCGAGGCUAUUUUCAAUCUCCUAUAGCUGCUGUAUCCGAGCCGUUGUCGUGUCCAUGGCGGCGUUGGCUUAUCUUACCGAAGGUAUGCAGGACUACGAAUG